GGGUUGGGUCAACCUCCGAGGUUUCUUCCGGUCAGAAUGAAGAGGAUUAAUGCUCUCUCUCCCAUUCAGGAUCAUGGCCAGGGAAAUGAUUCAAGUGGCACUCUGGGCAGCGCUGCUUAUCGGCGUGCGUGGAGCCCCACUCUUCGCAGAAGACUCCGACAAUCAGUUCCUGCAGCUCAAAAGACAGAUGUUUUCUCAGGACACCUGGGACCCGAUUCUCAGCCGGAGUUCAUGGGGAUACAGCUUGGCCAAACCGGUCAGUGAAUUCUGGGAAACUGUGAGCAGUAGCACUCUGGGCUACCUGACCCUGGACUUUUCCUCCAUGAAUCCUUCAACUUCCAGGGACCACAUUACCUCUUAAAUGGACUGGAGGGCUGUGAAACCCAGGCGCCCGGCUGAAUGGCGAGAAGAUGCUCUGUAAAAAAAAACAACUGCCCAGAGAGUUUAUUAUUAUCAUUAUUUUUACCUUGACCCUUUCCGUGUCUGCUCUUCGUAGUCAGCUCCCUUCCAGAUAACCUUCGAGACAAAAGUUUGGAGGAAUGGGUCACUCACCUGCUUAGAAGAACUGUCUUCUAAAGACAAUAACGAAUAAUCGGGAGAGGUGUGAAGUGCUUAUUGUAUACCAAAUACAAAGCUUGGGACAGAUAAAUUGCAGGCAGAUCAGAUUGGUCCCUGUCCCACCCGGAGCUCCCAUUCUUAAAGGAAAGAGAGAACGGACAUUGUUUCCCAUGUAACAGAUGAGGAAACUGAGGCACGGAGAAGUUAAGUGACUUCCCCGAGGUCACACAGCGAGCAAACGGCAGAUCCCUAUCCAAUGUUGAAAUUAAAAAUCUAAGCUGCAAGACCCCUGACGUCUGAUUAAGCCUCAUUUGAGACGAAUUUUUUUAAUAGUGCUUACUACGUGUCAGGCACUGAACUAGGCACUGGAAAAGAUAAUAAUAAUAAUUGCGAUUUUUUAAAAAAACUAUCCCAUUGGGAUGCUGUUUCCUCUCAAUCCAUCACGGUAUUUAUUGAGCGCUUACUCCGUGCCCGGUUCAAUAUCCCAGAACCAUCCCCUGAUGAAGGAUCUGUGGUGAACGUCCACCACGGUCUGAGACCUUCCCAGUCUAAGUUGAUUCCCCCAGUCCCCAAACCUGCCCAACUGGGAGUUCCUCUAGCCCUAAGCUGAACGAUGCUCUUACUCCUCAAUUCAGUCACUGAUGGUGGCUCACGUUCCCUGACCUUAGCCACCCCACUGUUCCGUCGGGACAUUUUCUCUGCCUCCGUCCCGUCUUCCCCAGUGGAGUGUGAAGAGAUUCUGUAGACAGAGCGAAGGAGACCAAGCGGGAAAAUGUACUGUCUCGUCCUGCUAAGCCCAUGGGGAUGACGCGCGGAAGAUUUCAUUAGCGAUGUAAGCAGAUGGAGGCAAAGUAACUGUGAGUCUCCGGGAGAACCAAGAUCCCCACCCAAAAUUGUCCCGAAUCCUGGUUUUACACUUUCUCCCCGCUACCAACGGACUACAUCACGAUAAUUUAGAUCGAAAUAACUUCACGAGAGUGGCUGCUGGACAUAUAGGAUGAAUGAAGCCCAGGGUUUUCACGCGUGUCUAUUUAUUUUACUUAUUUCAUUUUGUUUCCUCGGAUUGAUCUUAAAUGUCCGGGGUAAUCUAGCCGGGGAGAGAAUACAUAUCUCCUCCUAUUAUCUUCAAUGACGAUGACAACCGGAAUGAAUUUUAUUCAAAGCAAUCUAGCACCGACUGCUUAAAUAUACAAACCACCCAUCUGAAUCUGAGAUAUUGCCAGAAUCUCUCAAAUUAGAGGCAAAAAAAAAAAAAAGAAAAAGAAAAAAGAGAAAGAAAUGUUUGGAGAUUACAUCCCAAAUUGGAACUGCCUUGGCAGGCAGUUUGAAAGUAAAAAUGCAAUAAAUUAUCUAAAUGUGAAA
Ornithorhynchus anatinus (platypus) is the source of this 1920-nucleotide messenger RNA. It is a transcript of the gene C17H3orf85, whose product is annotated as chromosome 17 C3orf85 homolog. Bases 50 to 361 code for a protein of 103 amino acids. Lineage: Eukaryota; Metazoa; Chordata; Mammalia; Monotremata; Ornithorhynchidae. The record is from RefSeq and is a predicted model, not a curated record. The transcript has 4 exons.